Arachis stenosperma is the source of this 345-nucleotide messenger RNA. Its product is annotated as putative transcription elongation factor SPT5 homolog 1. NCBI's taxonomy places the organism in Eukaryota, Viridiplantae, Streptophyta, Magnoliopsida, Fabales, Fabaceae. Bases 28 to 345 code for a protein of 105 amino acids. The transcript has 2 exons. The record is from RefSeq and is a predicted model, not a curated record.
GGUGGGGACAAUGAGGGGCCAUGGUUUAUGCCAGACAUAUUAGUUAAUGUACAUAGGCCAGGUGAAGAAUCUGUUGGAGUUAUAAGAGAGGUUCUUCCGGAUGGGUCUUGCAAGGUAGCGCUUGGCUCAAGUGGAAAUGGUGAAACGAUAACUGCCCUUCCCAAUGAAAUGGAGGCCGUGGUGCCAAGGAAAUCAGACAAAAUAAAGAUAAUGGGUGGAGCAUUGAGGGGGUCUACAGGCAAGUUGAUUGGUGUAGAUGGUACUGAUGGUAUUAUAAAGGUAGAUGACACAUUGGAAAUCAAGAUUUUAGACCUAGUUAUUUUGGCUAAAUUAGCUCAACCAUGA